Molecule: messenger RNA, 4221 nt
Organism: Maudiozyma barnettii
Lineage: Eukaryota; Fungi; Ascomycota; Saccharomycetes; Saccharomycetales; Saccharomycetaceae
Gene: MMS22
Product: Mms22p
Exons: 1
Coding region: 1-4221 (1406 amino acids)
Biological process (GO): replication fork processing; double-strand break repair via homologous recombination
Cellular component (GO): Cul8-RING ubiquitin ligase complex; nucleus
Source: RefSeq, a predicted model, not a curated record
AUGGAUGUGGAAAGUUAUCUGGUGUCCGACUCAGAAGAAUUGUCAAACGAUGAAGUUCUUGUAUUGUAUGACCCAAAUUUGAUUCCAACGGAGCCACCAAGAUCUGUGGACGAUCUACAACCCGAAAGUCCUGUACUAACGAAGGAAACUGAUAUUCGAUCUGAACCAUUAGAGGUUGUUUCUAUACCGAAUAAUCUAGACGAGACCAGUACAAUUCAAGAUGAUCAAACUGUUGAUAGAUUUGUGAAUAAUGGGGGAAGGAUCUUAAGGAAAAGGACAGCAAUCCAAAAGUUACCUUAUAGUUUAGAGAGAAUAAAGCACAGACAACAGUUGCAGGGCUUCGAUGUAUCAAAUUUUGAGACUGUAUCUAAUAAGGUCAAACUUCCUCCUCCUACUGACUUACAGCCUAAUGAUGGUACAUCAGGAGUGGUAAUGAGGGAUACUCUAAUAGGUGAUUCUCCCUAUAUAAGCGGCGGUGAUGAUGAUGGUAGUGAUUUUUCAGAUAACGCCAGUGAAGAUCUUACAUUGGAUCUUCAGGAAGCUGUCUCACAACUUAAUUCUUUUGAUGACGAUAAUGAUGAUGACUUGCAAGAUAUUAUAUUUAGAGGAAAGCAUAUCAACAUGAAAACAGGAUAUCGUGGUAUACUACCUAGAAGUGCUUGGGAAAGAGAAUUAAAGAAGAACGGCAAACAAAGGGAAGUACAUAAGCGUAAAAACUCCACUCAGCCGUUCCAUAAAGGUGUGGCAAUUAAAAAGAAACAUUCUGGUGAUAAGAAAAAACAGGAUGAUCUUUUACUAUCUGAAAUGGCUAUUAUUGAUGACGAUACAGAGGAUGAUGUAGGAGCAUAUCUACAAGAAAAUACGGUUCAUGUUGAUCAAAAGGAAUUAGAAAGAUUUGAUAAUUAUUAUCGUCAAAAUUAUAAUGGAGAUGGCUCUAUUUCGGACAAAGUACAUAAACAACAGCACUUCAUACAUGAUAAUGCCAUAAAUAAUAUUCCGAGAAUCAAUGAAAUCAUUGACAUUGAUUCUGAUGGAUUUAUGAGUGACCCAGAUGUUGAAUUGAUGACUGACUAUGAGAGCGAAGGCGAUGUUAUACCAACUAACGUAGCAGAAGAAGAUAAUGGAGGUAUUGUAAAUGCAAUGUUAACUAAAUCAAUUAAGAAAAGGCCAGGAUCUAGAUUUAACGGAACUAGAAUAGGGUCAAAGAAGGGUAGUAAAAUAUCAAGACCUAUAUAUAGGAAGAGAAGAUCACAGCCAAAGAUACGUAAUAAGAUAAUAUCACGCCCGAGGCCUAGAGAUGGAGUUACAAAAACUUUGAGUAUUGCUGAAGGGAUGACUUCAAAAGAUCCUGGUGGGGCUACUGAAAAGAAAGAUAAUGGAAAGGAGAGGACAAAGAGGUACAAAAGACCAACUAAUAGUGGAAAUUCAUUUCUAACAGUAGUUGAGGCCCUGGGGAACAAAUACUCUGCAGUAACACAUAAAGGAGCUGGUGUAGUAUCAGAUCUACCCAAUUACGAAAUGGAGGCUGUAGGUAAUGAGACUGGACUGCCUAUUUUGGACAUCCUUUUGGAUAAUAAGUUAUUCGAACCCCCUGGUACUGUUAUACUAAAGCUAUCUAAUAAAAAAUUUGUACUCUCAAGGUAUAACUUGGCUGAUGUUCCAGAAACCUUAGUAAAGAUCUUUGGAACUAUUGUCAAUGAAGGUGUAAGUGAUAUGGAAUUGUUGGAAACAAAUAAACUUAUAACAGAAUUUAUAUUUCAUCUCAAUGAUGUAUCAUUGUUAUUACUUGUACAAAGGUUCCACAGAGAAUUUAGAAGUAGAGUUUACUCAGUCCUAAAAAAGGCAAAGGCUAUCCAUUUCUAUGAACUUGCUGUCUGUCAACUUCUUUUACUUGAAAUAUCCCAAUAUACAAACACUCCAAAUGUUACAAAGCAAAAAGUAGGAGACGAUGUUAUAAAUAAUACGGUGGCAUUUUUUAUUCUUCUUUCUGAUUGCUACACUACAGUGAAGAAUGAAAAUAUUGACUUGUUAUAUCAAAGUUAUGAUAUAUUGGCUACAGUCAUUGAUAUUUUCAAUUUGAAAGAUAAGCUAUGGGAUAAUUUUAAUAAGAAAAAGCUUCCAGCCCAGAUAUUGCAAGUUAUUACUGCAAUUUUCCCAAUUCAACAUGCUAAUUGGGAAGCGCUCGAUAUUCAACCAACCUAUACCGAGUUAAUGAACACAUUUAAGUUCAUCAAAUAUUGCAGAAAGGUAUGUAAGUGGGAAAUAUCUGACAAAAUUGUGCUGACUCUAAAUGAUAUAUUUAAGAGGAGACGAUUCCAAGAUUUCUAUGAGGAGAAGGUUACUUCAGAAAGGAAUUAUGUAAUAGGAUCAUCGAAUAAAAAAUUGCCUGUGGGAACCUUAUUUAACAAGUACUUGACAGUACUGAGGGGUUGCAGUUUGUCACUAACAAUGUCCGAAAAAAUUAUGCCAAUUGGGGAAAUAUCAAUGACUGACGAUGAUUCCAUCAUAAUUAAUAGGAUGAAUUUACUGAUUGUUUUAGCAAGUGAGGCAAAAUUUAACCUAGAUCAAAGGUUAUGGAAUCUUAUUGAACCUUUAAUACCUGACAAGAAAUCCAAUGUUGAAAAGUCUGUUAUCCAUAAAAGAAGAACGGCCGGUAUCCUAAACGCUAUUUUAGCAUUUUUGAAAAUAAAUGCUUCAAAAAAAUAUCCAUUUCGAUUAAAGAAUGUAAUAUCUCGAACAUACAGUUCAAUUGUAAUGAAUUACCCAGAUCAGAAUGAAAAAUGGAAUAUAUUUCUGAAAUCAUUGGACAGAAAUUUCGAUCUAAUUGGGAAAAGUAAAUUUCUAGUUCUAAAGGAUUUGGGAGACCUUUUGCAGCAUUAUUUAAAUACUACACAACACAAUGAUUGUGCAAAUGUAAUAAUUAAAAUGAUAGUUAAAAAUUUGAUGAUGGUCAAAGUAGGCUGGCUUCAGAAAACUAUUCUACCUGUAAUUAAAAAUAGAGCAGAAAUGUCAAUAGAUUGGAUUGGAUAUUAUUGUAAAAUUGCUAAGCAUCUUAUAGACCACAAGUUGAUCACUUGGUGGGCAUUUUAUACAUAUCAAGGGUUGAAUGGACAACAAGAAAUUCAGGUUGCAUUCAAUUUAAAGGUUGUGGAUAUGUGUGACAACAGUUCGUUUAGUAAUCUCAGGGAGAGUUUUUUUAAGUUAGCAACGAAACUGUUCCUAAAAGACCAAGGUAUUGUCUAUAGGACGUUCUUGACCCAAUUGUUUAAGAGGGACACUUCUAUUAUUUUUGAUGUGUUUUUAGCUCAAAACUCUAAUAAUAGUACUUUUAGUAGCGUGAAAAUUUAUUUUUCAGCAUUAAAGAGGCAUAACUACACGAUCCAAAUGAUAGAGGUGAUUGACCAAAUUGAGAAAAUGUAUACCGAAAAAUUAAUAACAAGUAGCGUUGCCCUUGAGAUUACUACCUAUUUAAAUGAACGAUAUGCGGACGAAAUUAAGAGCAGUCAUUCAUUCGUUAUGUUAAAGCGACAUCUGCAUAUCUCAGACAUAUACACUGAAAGAAGUUUGUUUAGAGACACUUUUAAAUCGUAUACUGAGAUUAAUGACAAGAUAUUUUUCUUGGAGAAAAGUAUUGUAGAAUCUCUCUCAACUCCUGAGGAGACACUAAAUACGAGGAGCAAGCUAGGAACAUUAUUUGACCUACCAAGAUCAGGAACUACUUUGAAAAUUUUCAAAGAACUGAUUGAACAAAAUAUGAACAUUGAGAGUUCGGAUUUGUUGAAUUUGGCAAGUCACAUAAUUUCUGCUUUACUAGAAGUGAUUAACUCAACCUUGAAAAAAAGAUUUUACCAGAUAGAUCGAACUGAAAUAUACGAACUUACCGAGCUGUGCAGGCAUUUAACCAUAAAAUAUAAAAUGUCUCCCCUCAAUUUCUUUGAUUAUCCACACGUUGAAAUCCAAGUGCAACAACUUUUAUCCGCUUUAUUGAAAAGCACUGAAAGUUUAUCCGAAUAUGAUUUCAUUGUUGAAAUUUGUAAGUCAUACUGUCACACACUAAAAAUUACAAUUCCGGAAACCAACAUACCAGAAAGACGACUUAUUGAAUUUUUAGAAAAGCAAAAUAAAUAUAUCAAAGGCUAUAAAGAAUUGGACUACGAUACAGAUAAGAACAAGCAUUUGAAGCUUGUGCCUCUGUAUCAUGAAAGAGAAGAGUAUUUAUAA